UUUACCUUCCCCACCUCUUGGCCUUGCUCCUCCUCCUCCUCCAUCACCCACAACUCCUCCUGGUCCUCUCGUGCGCCCUUGCACAUCUCACAAGACAAACAUGACUGCACGCGGAGGGCAAAAAGCUGGUACAUACAUCCUUCAGCAAACGGGGGCGGGAGGGGAGCGGCGGCGGUGUUGUGGCGGGCGGGACGCGGGAGAAAGAGGUAGUAGGUAGGUAGGUGGGUAGCAUCGGGCCCCGCAGGAACCCAGAACGCUCAGUGCUCUCUCGGCCGUGGUGGGAGUAGGACUGUUGAAGUGAGCUCCCCGCGUCGUCCUUCACUGGCACCUCGUUCCCCAUAGCGUGAUGGCAGGCUAAUGUCGCCCCCCCAGUGCGUGUCGGUGGAUUAAUGCAGGGUGGCCGUGAGUGGCGGUAACGCUGGCCGUCACCUGGUGCUCUCAGGAUGAGUACACUGGGGCGAGGUGUGUCCAGACCCUUCUGAGCGGCGAGUGACAGUAUUGACAAGCCUGGCGAGCGAGCGGCGGCAGCGACAGAGCGUCCCCCGUCUCCUCCCUGCUGAGUUUUCCCCUACGGCCCCCGGCGACGAAGAACACAUCCAGCAAACCCACCGGUACCUCUGCUCUUCUCUCCCUUCCUCAGCCUUUCCGUGCCUCCGCUGCGGCCUCGCCUGCGGCCCGUGAAGCAAGGAACAUGAGAGUGGGGUUUUUAAACUUGCACCUUAAAAUAGUAAGACCCAAAAGAGUGGUGUGCUUAUCGUAGAAAUCGUAAAUGUAAAGUGAAAAGAGAAUAAAUAAAGUUUAAAGGGAAUUUUGUGAAAGAGCAAGAAAAUCGCGAGUGGUAAGUAGUGUUUGGCGAGGAGACAGUGUAGCAACAAACACGUGCGGUGUGGAGAGUGCGGCACGAAUCACUGGAAAAGAGUAAAGCAGACGUUUGUAGGAUAUCGAGGAGAGAAAGAAAAUAAAGAGAGAUGAGAGAAAGUUUCGCCACUCGUGAAUGCCACUCGAGUGAGCGUCUUUGAUUUGACGAGAUUUGCUCACCACCAAAGCUUCUCCCGAAUACCAAGUACUUAAUUAGCUUUUUCUCCUCUCUUUCCACUCGUUCUCUUUCCCUUCUUUUUUUUCCUUUCUCACUCACUCUCUUGCUCUCUGACUCUCUUUCUGCCUUCUCCCUCCGUCCUCCGCCGCGGGAAUGAAGUGCUGAGCGACUCGUGGAAAUAAAGACCCACUUGGAAAAGUCUCUGAUUCAGCCAAAACUUUCUACCUACGACGCAGGGAAGCAAAGACCGACCUCGUGUCUCAAACGGAACAGAGCACCAGCCUUCUAUAGCAAGCCAAGUGUUCAUCAGCCUUGAGCGCACGGCACGAAACACUAGGCCACUAAGAGUCAAGGCCAGGCGGGCGAUCGGCGGGGCUUGACAGGUGGUAAUGUGAGUCGCUGCGCUCCAAUGUAACCUGAGGACACUGUGAUCACUGAGACGCCACCCCCUCCUGCAGCCACGCCCUCAGGAGAAAAAGGAUAGAGGGAGAGAGGGGGAGUUUCUUGGACCAUCACCAGGAGCCACGCGUCAGAAAGAAUCCCUGGGACAUUCUUCACUUCUUCACUCGUCGCCGCCCGUCACCGCCUCCCCAGCCAUGAAGGUCCGCGUCCUGCUGCUGCUCCUGGGUCUGCUAGCUGGCGGUCACGUGCGUCCCUGCGCUUCAGCAGACGGCGCCGUGGACUCCCUGCCCCGCUUUCUGUCGCCCAUCGAGAACGUGACGGUGUCGGUGGGGCGUGACGCGCGGCUCUCCUGCGUGGUGGAGAACCUGGACAACUAUAAGGUGGCGUGGAUUUACAAAGGCACGGGCGGUCGCACAGUGCUCACCGUGGCCACGCAAGUCAUCACCAAGAACCCUCGCAUCUCAGCGGCGCAGGAAGCCCAGGCGUGGGUGCUGACGGUCACCAAGCUCACCAGGAAGGACCAGGGCGUGUACAUGUGCCAAGUGAACACGAAGCCCGUCAGGAAGCAGCUGGGCUUUAUCCGCGUCGUGGUUCCCCCGACGAUAGACGACAUGACGAGCAGCAAGGACGAGACCACGGUGGAGGGCGGCAACGUGGCGUUCACCUGCGCUGCGAGGGGAGACCCACAGCCCGUCAUUCGUUGGAUCAGGGAGGACGGCCGCAAGUUUACUGUCAACUCGAUGUCAGCAGUAGAGGAGCACCUAGGCAGGAAACUCACGCUGCACGCCGUCCAGAGAAACAGCAGUGGCGCCUACCUGUGCAUCGCCUCCAACGGGUUUCCGCCCUCCGUCAGCAAGCGGAUCAUGCUGUCCGUUAAUUUCCCGCCGCAAAUGGUCCUGGACGGAGGGCGUGAAGCUACAGUGAUCGGCGUGGUGAUGGAGGGCGAAGUGCAGCUGAGGUGUAGGUUCAUGGUGCGGCCCUUCGGCAAGGUGUCGUGGUACCUGGGGCCACGUGGACGCCGCCUCGCAGAUCCCGGCUCCGUCCACACCACCAUUGACGAGCCUGAGUCAGGGCUGUGGACCUCCGUGCUGUCCGUCAGGGUGCGGCGGGCGCAGGACCUGGGCCAGUACCGGUGUGUGGUGAGCAACUCCCUCGGCGUGGAGGAGAUGACUUUCUAUCUCCAGGAGAUCACCACCACCACUACCACCACAACCACCACCACCACUACUACUACCACCAGCACCACCACCACUAGCACCACCACCACCGCACCCGCACGGCUGCCUCCUUCAAUGGCUUCCACCACUGGACCACUCAACCAAGACUCCUCUCGCCAAGGAUGGUGGAAGAUUUGGGAGAAGACAACCACAUCCCCACUCGCCUCGGAGGACUUGCCGGGGCGGGAGUACAACGACAUCCUAAGAGGGGAAGGCGCCAGCGCAGGAGUUGGAGGCGGAGGAGGAGGCGCCGACGACAAGCAGCGCAAAAACCCUCUUAGAUACUUCGACCUGCCCACCUCGGCCGCCCCUCCAGCAGGCCGCUCCUCCCCUUCCCCGGCGGCGCUGGAGCUGCUGUACUCGGAGCUUCUCGUUUGCACCCUCGCCCUAAUCUUCGUUCUGGGCACGUCCUAAGAGCACACACACACACACACACACACACACACACACACACACACUUGAACUGCUCCUCCUCUCCUUUCUUUUUUCUCCGCCAUCUAAAUUCCAAAAACUUACUUAGCACUUGAUAGCAUCCUGCAGCUCUUCUUUUUUUCUUCUUCCCAUCAGCCUCUUUCCCUCCCUCCCUUCCUUCCUCCAUUAUUCUCCAGGCAGUAUGGGACCCUUCUUCUCUUGCCCUCUUUCUUCUUUGCUCCAUCUCGUCUAGACAGAGCAAGGCUGAUGAUCCCUCUGCGAUGAGAGGCGUGCACUCAUCCACUGGAUCUCCCAAAAAGGAUCUGUUCGCCUUCACACGGAAAGUCUGUGAAUCUAUGUGAGAUCUUUCGUAGCCCUGACUGACUGUGAGGAUUGGGAUAUGUUACUCUCUCUCUCUCUCUCUCUCUCUCUCUCUCUCUCUCUCUCUCUCUCUCUCUCUCUCUCUCUCUCUUAAAAGUUCUCGCUCAAUGGAACCCGAAGCAAAAACGCGCGGGAUUCACUCGAUCACACUCAGCCGGUUCCUCAGCAAACACCACUUCCCUCUCAUACACCAAUACACGCACACAAUGGUUAACACGGAUUAGUCUGUCCGUAACUUGUCCUAAGUAUGGAGAAGCUUGUUUUGGCGUGAGAGCAAAAAAUAUACAUAUAUAUAAUUUUUCUUUUUUUUUUAUGUAGUAUACCAGAAAUUCACGCCUCCUCGGCAAAGAAUUCCGAGUGACGACGAAGUUGAAUGUAAAUAAGUAACUUUCUUCUUCCUUUUUCUUCUCCUCCUCCUCCUUUUCCUCCUCCUCCUCCUCCUCCUCCUCCUCCUCCUCCUCGAUCUUGACAAAGGGACAAAGCCGGGCCAGUGACGUAACUCGGCCAAGGAAGAGAAGGUUGAUGUACAUACGAGUAUACAGUAUAUUCUAAGCUCCCUGUUGCAAGAUGAGCCGUCUGCAGCGGUUGCCAAAGCUCACUGGUGUACAUAGUAGCGGCGUGAACGGCUUCGUGGUGCUGCAGCGUGCGGUAGAUAGAGUGUUCCGCGUCAUACAUAUCACUUUGAAGCGGUGGUGUCCGGUGGGUGGCCGCGGCUUGCUCUGCUCCCUCCUCCAUCCAUCCCUGAGUUCCCUCCCUCCUCUCCCUCCCUCUCCCCGCCUCCACCCACGCGCCUCACUCCGUGCUAGCUGACCAAGAUUCAUAGUCCAUCCAGUUAGUGUUGUUAUAUUUCUAAAUUUGUACGAGAGUGGGUUGGCUGGUACGUACGCGCUAAGGUAAAAAACGACGGCCACACCUGUCACGGGGAUGCAACGGCGUGUGGUGGGCGCUGCGGCCCUACCAUGUGAGGCCUGGAGGUCGCCGCUGCCUGACGCAUGACAUGACAGCAUAUACCCUCGCGUCUGCCUGACAUUGGUUUAUUUGUGCUUUUGUAUGUGUGUGUGUGUGUGUGUGUGUGUGUGUGUGUCCAAGCCACCACACUCGCGCGAACUAAGGUCAAACGCAGUGAUUCUGGAGACUUUCUUACCUCGCACGUGACAUGGCAGAGUUUGGAGUCACAGCCUGUAAGUGACAUCGGCAAUGUUUAUUUGGCUGUUUUAUGGAUAUAAAUAAAUAUAUAACUUGCAAUUACGCGAGUCCUAAUAUUCGAUCUCUUUGAUAUUAUUUUUUUUUGUCAUAUCUAAAUCCAUUACUGAUUAAAUUCUAAACAAGGCUUUAAUCUGGAUAAAACAGUGAGAGGCAGAUGUACGUACAUGUAAAUAUUGCACACAACGGUGCCAGGAAUCGUAACCUGGAGCACUUGACGCCACGCCCCAGUGUUGCCGAGCCAUCCAGAGUGGUCAUCAGUGACAGGAAGUCCACGUCAGGAGCCUUGCCCUUUGUUGUUCAUGUGGUUUAAACAAUAUUCUGAUUCCUCUGUCAUUGCUGCAGAAUAAUGUUGCGUACUGUUUAUGAAUGCUUCGCUUCCUCAAAUAUCUGAUAUUUUGUGAAGCAAAUAUUUGAAAAAUUAAUAUACUCUGAUGAUUCUGAAAGAAUAAUAUUAAUGUGAGAUUGGUCAGUAAGGAAUAAUCUUUAGAUCUUAAAUCAUUGCUAAAAAGAAAUCAAAAGCAUGCAUAUGCACUGUUAGAUAAUAAUUUAGUUUAUAAAUAAUAUACAGUAAUUAGUUAAUUAUUUCACAGUACGAUAAAAUUUCUAAUGGAAAUGUUGAGAAGAAAUCGCGUGACUGGUGACUCCUUAGUGUUCUGACAAUGCUCGCCCAAAAAUCUAUUCUUUCUCUUUCAGACGAAAUACGUGAAGUUCUAUAAAUUAUAUGUUACUUGUUUAAAAUUGCCUUCGUUCCCCUGGACGAGACAUGUUCCCUCCGCGGUGUUCAGCAUCAGUCAUUCUUAUGCGUGUCAUUAUUAACAGUAAAUAGUAAUGACACUUCCGUCGGGGCUUCUUUCCAUUGUAGGUGUAUAAAGUUAAUCACCGACAAGCAGUAAUAUAGAUGAUCCCAGGAACUAAACGGAAAACACUAAAAAAUCUUACACUAUACUGAUAUGGAAUUCUGAGUCUUACUUCACCUUUAGUUCUCUCAUUCCCUCGUGGCCUUGAGAGGCGUCAUCUCGCAGAGCACUGGGAAUGCGACCUCUUCCAAAUAUUUCCGAUCAGAAUUUCAGUUUCAUGGUGUUGGUAUUUGAUGAUGCUGGCGGCUGAUCACCGAGGAGGGAUAAUGCAUCACACUACAGAUGAAAUAAGUAAAGCUAAAGUUUGCAUUUCAAGCAGUAAUUACUUACCCUAUGUAGCAAAGGAAUACGAAUCUGGAAUUUUUGUGUCAGUCAGUGAGCAGCAAAGCGGGAGGGGCAGCAGAUGACCCUCGAUAAAGUAAUUAAUAUAGAAUGUAGCAUCUCACAACCUGUGCCUGUACUCCUCACCCAGUACAGGUGUUCAUAACGCCAGUAAACCAUGCGAGUGGUAAAUCAAAACCCUUCAGUAACUUGAAAUUCUCAACAUCACAAAGGUUUCGAGACACGCACCGCUACUCAAGUGCGAGUGUGUAUUUCUUGUCACCAUAGAUGUGGAUGAUGUAAUACCGAAUGCAGAAUACAGACUGUUUACCUCGACCGCUACUUAACAGGUGUGGGAGGUGCCAGUUGUGUAAAAAAAAAAAAUAGUUACUUUAUUGAAUCACUUAUUCGUCUAAAGUAAAAAACGUUAAGAUCGAUAAAGAUUGAUGUGAAAUAUGAAGAAAACACAAGAAUAUAUCGAAUCGAAUAAAGUGACUGGCAUUUACGUGUCGUGUCGUUCUGACAGACUGCAUUCUUUAUGAGGAGGUUAACGUGAGGCGAGCUGAAAAUAGACAGCUUCGUGUGGUGAGCAGAGGCGCUGGCUGACGAAAAGCGUGUGACGAUAUUUGUUUACCUGAAAACAAUUUACCGUUUAUCUGCAAUACUAAUGGUUGCAAUACUUAAUACAUUACUUUGGCUGGGGAACUUAAAUGCUAAAUACAUGACUUUUAAUACUUCAUUUCCUGAAGACAAAAUCACUGAACGUCGUAUGCGUACUAUUACAACGUGAGGAGAUCCGGACAGAUAAACAGUUCAUUGUGCAGGCAGCGGUGAACACAAAGUACCAGCUACGAAGCAAGACUAUUUUCUUAUCCCUUUCCUUCGUCAGGUUUAGUUCUGGUUGAGUUGUGUGUCUCCUGCCGUGGGUGUCAGGCGCUCAAGACAACCCGCAGAAGGGGAUUCCAGAAGGGGACAGCGCGGCGGCGUCGGAAAAGAGAGACCCGUAAAGGUGUGCCGCGUUUGUGUUCAAUAUUGUCGCCUCGGUUACUCCUUAUCUAACUGACUAUUAUAGCUACCACGUGGAAGAUUUAUCGUAUUCAUAUACAUAAUAUAUACACGAGUAUAUAUGAUAUUCCUAGACUGUUGUAUAUAUGUGUGUCCUCAUCGUAGUGUGUAUACUAUUUAUCUAAGUGUCACCUCGACCCAAAGACUAGUGAAGGUCCUGUACUACCCAGGGACCUGCACGGGAGAGGGAGGCAUGGGGACGGUCCUCAUACACACACACACACACACACACACACACACACCAUAAGAGCCUCGUAAUCCUUCACGUUCAGGAUUCAUUAUUAUAAGGUGGCCGCAGGAGACAAAGAAUGGGUGACCUUCCUCCUGUUCCUUAGUGGCGGCGGCGGCGGUAGCAGUAGUGCCUGACGGGGGAGUUAUGACCGCCAUUACCGUCGCCUCCCAGGACGGCCGCCAUAAGCCAUUACCGGCCCCGCGUUGCCCCCACAUCGAUAAUUCCCAUAAUUCCCCACAUCGCUGCUGUUAAAAUGUCUCCCUGAUUCCCCCCUCUCCCCUCAGCACUUGUUAUACUGAAGAGCUGUUGUUUAUUUGUUUGCCCGAGCCGUGUGUGAAUGUCUGGCAGCGCGGUGAGACUCCCUGGUCAUUCCCCAAACACACACACACAAACACACGGAGACAGGCCGCCCCCUCGCCCAUUCCUCAGUGGGUGUUUGCGAUGUAGCUUAAGAGUAUUUCCUAGAUUUGCACAUAGUUGCGUGUAUGCACAUUGCACAUUAUUUUAUCUAAUAAACAAAACGUGCAAUGACGGUAUGUA
Molecule: messenger RNA, 7668 nt
Organism: Scylla paramamosain (green mud crab)
Lineage: Eukaryota; Metazoa; Arthropoda; Malacostraca; Decapoda; Portunidae
Product: limbic system-associated membrane protein-like
Exons: 12
Coding region: 1633-3069 (478 amino acids)
Cellular component (GO): neuron projection
Source: RefSeq, a predicted model, not a curated record